CUGGUCGAGUAAAAACAGUCAUUGCCCCGGUCCACGAUUCUCAAUCUCCGGUUCGUUGUCGAAUUCGUCGCCGCGUCACCAAAUAAAGUACCGGACACCGCCCCCCUCGUUGUUAUACAGUACACCGCCGGGACAUUGAGGUCAUCGUCGCAUUGCGCCUUACAACAAACCAUUAUCCGAACGUCUCUAUAUAACCGCUCGCGACCUGGCCUGAACCACAUUCAUGGUGGCUUACUCUUCCCGUUCACCCUCUUUCCAAAAACCAUACACAUACCCCGACCCCCCACGGAAAAUGGCCCGCUUCAGAGCCAGCAAUAUCCUCGGCGACCCGUUUGCGCUCGCGACAGUUUCCAUCUCGAUCCUCGCAUGGCUGAUCGCUUUCAUCUCGUCCAUCAUCACCGGCAUCCAUGGCGGCUAUCCCACCUAUUCGUGGUGGGCCGUCGCCUACUCGUUUUGCUGCAUUGUGGGCAUGAUGAUCGUCUUUGGGACCGACACUGGCACUGUCUAUAACAUCGCGAUUGUGGGGUAUCUUUCCGCCGGUCUGGUCAUUACCACUAUCUCGAUCAACUCGUUAGUAUAUUCGAAUAAUGCGGCCAACCAAGCCGCCGGAGCUGGGUUUAUUCUCCUGGCUAUGGUUAUUAUUAUCUGGAUCUUUUACUUCGGCUCGAGCCCUCAGGCAACUCACCGCGGCUUUAUCGAUUCGUUUGCCCUCCAGAAGGAAGGCGCUGGCUCGUACGGGAAUAGCAGGCCUAUGUCGACCGCGUUCGGUAACCGCCCUGAAACGACCUCCAGCCAGCCACCGCAGAUGUACACGUCCGCCCAACUCAAUGGCUUCGAGACUUCGUCGCCCGUGUCGGGCUAUCCCGGAGGAGCCGCUGGCUCCGAGCACCGCAGCUCGCAGCCGCGCUUUGCCAACCAGUCGGCCACCAACCUGGCCCCUGGCACGACGGCUCCUCCGCCGGACGAGGUACCCCAGCCGACCGAGUACCCGUACCGCGCCAAGGCCAUCUACUCCUACGAGGCCAACCCCGAAGACGCCAACGAAAUCAGCUUCGCCAAGCACGAAAUCCUAGAGGUAUCAGAUGUGAGCGGAAGAUGGUGGCAGGCCAGGAAACCCAGCGGAGAAACCGGUAUUGCUCCAUCCAACUACCUGAUCCUGUUGUGAUCAGAGCGCGGAACAAGACACGGUGUCACGUCCCUUUCCUUUUUUGUUUCUGUCUGUCUUUUCUGGUCUGUCUUGGAUCUCGCCCCCGUUUGCGGGCGAGAGAAAAAUCAGUUUUUGAUACCCUUCGAGUAGUAUCACUCGGCGCGAUUCUGGUUUACAAAGUCCCGUUACGUCUUGAUGGCCUUCUUUUCUUCUUU
Aspergillus heteromorphus CBS 117.55 is the source of this 1362-nucleotide messenger RNA. RefSeq names its product osmosensor SHO1 (gene sho1). The transcript has 4 exons. The record is from RefSeq and is a predicted model, not a curated record. NCBI's taxonomy places the organism in Eukaryota, Fungi, Ascomycota, Eurotiomycetes, Eurotiales, Aspergillaceae. The coding region runs from base 224 to 1165 and encodes 313 amino acids. Gene Ontology annotation, molecular function: protein binding.